Parnassius apollo (apollo) is the source of this 4440-nucleotide messenger RNA. Lineage: Eukaryota; Metazoa; Arthropoda; Insecta; Lepidoptera; Papilionidae. The record is from the annotation of a GenBank genome assembly.
AUGGUGGCCAUUCUGGAUAUUUCUGAACGUGCAACUAAUAGUUAUUUUUCGUCGUUUUUACCUACUGUCAACUCGCCUCCAGUGCCGCAUCGUGACAUCAAUGCAGCGUCUACACCUUCUUAUCGAUCGUACAACGAUGACAAUCCCGUCCAACGCCGAAUAGAUAGACCAAUCCAAACUGAAAUUGAAGUAGAACGCAAUAAAAAAGAUAAAAAAUGGUCAAUAGGAAAACUUUUCAGAAGAAAGAAAAAAGAAGAAGAUAGUGGUUCAUCAUCACAAAGCGACGAAGAUGUUAGUAACCGAUCACCAAAGAGAAAGUCAAAGAAGAAAAAGAGGCCACCUCCUGUUAAUAAUUUUGAUCAUAUUGUUAUCAGAGAUUCAAGAAGAGCCCAAAGCUUGGGUAAACCAAAUUUGUGCGAUGUUACUGAUGACGGAAUGUUAUCUGAUCCUUCAGCAGGUUUCUUCAAUUACAGAGCUAAGAAUCAGGAUUUAUGUGGGCUAUCGAAAGAGUCUCUCAGCUUAAAGGACGAUCAUUCUAGCAAGACAGGGAGAAUUGCUAGCGAAACUCCGUCGCGGAAAUCACGCAAGGGGCGAUUGAAAGCUAGAGUAGAAGCUUUGAGAAACAGCAUGAAAGGUGAAUCAAGUAGCGACGAAGAAUCACUAAGAUCUUCCAAUUCCUCAUCCAUUAUACGAUUUAGAAGUGAAGAUUCGUUAAUGCGUUCACGUGACAGUUCUUUAAACAAGAAAUCCAGAACAGCUAGAAAUGAGCGUUAUAUUAAAAGAUUAUCUCGUGAUGAAGAAAAUCAACUCAACAAAGAAGCUGAGUUAUUACAACAAGGAUAUACAAAAGCUGAAGUCGAAAUGCUAACACGAACACCGACUAGUCAAAGCAGUGGUUAUGGAACUUGUAAAAGAGAGCCAUCAAAUAAAGCAAUCCCUGAAACUGUUAUUCAUGAACCUAACAGGGUACCUCUAAAAACAGAUUCAGUCUCAUCAUUUCCAUCUACUCAAAGUUACCCAUCAUCCAUAAACUUUAACGCAAAGGUUAAUAAUGAAAACAUUAACUAUUCCAUAAAAUAUUCAAAUAUUAACUCGGCUCGGGAUCCAUUUUCUGCUAGUAACAACAUAGAAACUACCGCCGCUAAUAAUUAUGAAAAUUCAGAGACUGUUAUGUAUGUUAAAUUUCCUUUGGGAAAUGUAACCAAUGUAAAAAAAGAUGAAAGAGCUCCACCAGUACCUCCGCCGAGAGAUAAGCAUAGAAAAGUGACAACACCUCUUUCAAUGUACUAUGAAAAUAAUCCCAUGGUAGCUGAUAGGGUUAGCAAUAAUCAAAUUAUAACCCACGGUGUACCAAAUAAUGAUUUUGAAAGAAUUAUGAGGCGAAGCCAAGAAAGAUCAAUGGGUUAUGGACUAAACGGUCUUCGCAGGCCUAUAUCAAACUCUGAAGAUCACAUUGCUAUGCAAAGUAACGAAAACAUUCAUAACAUAUAUUAUCGAAGUGAGCAACCUCGACGACCUGCUUCAGUUUCUGCUGAGCCAAACCAUUACGGAAUGUAUAUGAAUACUCCUCCUUGGCGACAAAAAUAUGAGCAAUCCAGUAUAAUUAAACCCGAACCUGUGCAAUUAAGACAGGAUUACUUAUACUACGCGGAUCAAAGUCCGCGAUCUAGAAGGCCAAUAAGUAUUAAGGCUGGUCAGAAUGGUAGUGAAAAUCAAUAUUUAAGUGAUUCACAAACUUUCUCUAAUGUACACGGCAGUGUAUAUAGGAGACCUAGAAAUGCAUCAGAGUUUUGGAAAAAAAUUGAUAAUGCAGAAAGGCAAAGGCAGCAACAAACGGCAUUCGCUAAUUCCCGAAACAACAGUGAAUAUUCUAGUAAUUCUCAAUUAUACAGAUCUCUAUCGGAUCAAAAUAAAGCUAUAGGAAAAAUCAUUCAAAAAUGUGAAAACACCCAUAUUCAAAAUAAAAAUAAAUCAAACGAUAUAACGGAUGGUGCAAAAAUAUGGAAAGCUACAACAGAGUACAAACGAUCCGUAACAGUAGAACCUGCAAAUAUUGUAUCGUCACCAACAAUAAAAACACACGUUCGACAUAAAUCUGAUACUCUUAUUCCAAGUAGCUACCAAACACCAUCAGAUGACGAAAAAACCUCAGAACGUCGAAAGUCUACGAAUCUUGACGACGCAUUAAACGAGUUAGAAGCAAUUUACAACAGUUUAGGGUUAGGCGACGAAGAUUUAUUGGAUAGAGCUGAACGCCGUGAAUUAAUGACUCCGAAAUUCAACAAUAAUUUCGAUGAUUGUAAUGGAAAUGAUAAUGAAAUUCAAUUACGAAGUCAACCAACUACUCCUUUGCGACGUAUCUCACGCAGAUCCACCUUACCAGACAAAUUGCAAGAUGACAUGGCAUUCCGAAGAAUGAACUCAUUUUCUAAAAAAGAUAAACCAAAUUACAAAGAGGCCCAGGCUCAAAUUAGCUAUAUGUUAGCAUCGCCUGUAUACGUUCCCUAUGCGUCCGAUGAUGAUCGACAUUCAGAACGCAAUGAACCUGACAUUGUUUAUGACGAUGUUGUUUACAGGAAUAUCAAGCAAACAAACAAUCGUUUAAAGACGCUUGAUCCACAGCCACCUUUUGGUAUUCCUGUUGGACCGGUAUCUCCAGCUCCACAAAGUGAUUACUUACAUGCUACUCCUGAAAAUAAAGGAAGAUCUCGUUUCAUACCAAAAAGAUCUCCCGACAUUGUAUCAGAUGAUUUGGCUUACAGAAGUCUGCGAAAAGAUAAUAAACAUACAUCAUUAUUUAAUAAUGAGGAAUUUGCUGGGCAUAUUAAUAAUAACCAUAGCUAUCAUGAAAGUAUACACAAUAAGGAUUCAAGUGAAAAUAUUAAAAAGAAACGUGCAAUUAGAUCACUUUCAGCAAACAUAUUCACAAUGAUUCAGAAAGAAAUUGAUGAUGCUUUAAAUAUGAGUAAAACACCCGCUUUACAAAAGACACACAGUAACAGUGAUGUUAUGAGACGCCUUCGAGAAACCUAUGAAAACAAAGACACAAAACAAGAUCAUUAUCAACGUAACAAGGUAAAACAACGUAACAAUACUGUUAAUAUAUUUGUUAAUAACCCUCACACCACCACACAUCAUUUUGCAAAAGACGACUCAUUUAUUCAUACCGACAUCAAAGGUUUUGCUAUGUCAUCAUCAUGUGAUAAGACAAAUAGUUCAUCUCCGUCAUAUAAAUCGCCACAAACAUCAAAACGAUCAUCGAAAGAUGAAUUUCAACAAGUUCUUAGUAUGUUAGCUCAGGAAGCUAUGGACACAAGUAACAAACUAGGUGUAGCUUUAGCAGAAUUAGAUAAAAACCGAAACAACAGUGAGAAAACAUUAGAUGUCCCAAACGCACUUUCUGAUAGUAGAGUAAACUUUUUGAAUGAAUUAACACAAAAAUCUUUCGAUAAUAUAGGAAAUGACACUAAGUCUUUAAAAGAUUCACCCGAUGAUUUUCAUGUACAAAAAUCAGAUGAACAAGUCAGCGAUGCAAAUAAUAAAAAGGCUAAAAAUACUGAAGAUAGUUUGUUUACUAUAUCGAACCAACUACACAAAGUUGAAGAUCAACUAAAGCAAAGUUUUGAAAAAGAACAUAAACUUUGUGACGAUAGCUUAAAACUUUCUAAUCGUGUAUGUCAGUCUGAUGAACCAAUAAAGACAUCAGAAACUAUUAUUAUUACACCGGAUAACAAAAAUAUUCCUGAUGUUUCAAUUGCAGUAAAAGAUGAUGCGGUUAGCAUAGAAAAUGAACAUGAAAACGAUAAUCAUUCUGACAUAACAGUUUCUACUUCACAAAUAAAUUCGCUUAACCCAUUUUUGAACUCAACGGAUAAGGUAAAAGAGAUAGACGAGAUAAACGCCUUCAAAGAAUUGAAAGAUGGUAUUUCAGACUUAAUCGCAGGAAUAUCCGAAGUCAACGAGAAAUUAUUUAUGUCUAAAAUGACAAAAAGUGAAGCUAGCGAUGUCAAUGAAUUCUCAGGAAUUUCGGAAGCUAGUCAGAAACUAAUUAAAGUGACUCAAAAUGAUAGCAAAAACAUUGCUCCGGAUAGAGAUUCGGGAAGUCUAUCCGUUUAUGAAGAUGAUUUUGAUGUAAAAAAAGAUGCUGCUGACUCAACAGAAUAUAAUUCAUCAGAAGAACUCGCUACAAUAUUUAAGUUAGACGGUAGUAUUAAAUCAGCGACAAAUUUCAAUGAAAUAAACAACGAAACUGCCAAAAAACCGCGCGAGGACCUGAGCUCACCUAAGCUCGUUAAGACGAUGAAUCAACAACUGAGGCGACUCUCAGUUGAUGAAGGCGAUACUAGUCAAACUAAUAAUUCACUGCCAUCUAAUGUAGUUCCAUGGAGAGUCAAGCGACCAUGUAAUAGUUCAGAAAAAGAAAAGAGAGGUGAACACUGA